AUGUUCCUGGGCCUUGGUUGGCUCGUUUUUCUGACAUUUGGUAUUGUUGGUCUAUAUGGUCCAAUCGUCCGCUAUGGCCCGAAUCGAUACAGUAUCAAUGAUCCCCAUGCAGCCAAGACUAUCUACGGCCUGGGGGCCCAGUUUGCAAAGUCCUCCUGGUAUAGCACCUGGGGGCCGCCAGGUCGAUGGACGAUUUUUGCAGACCAGAACGUCCAUCGCCAUGCGCAAAAUCGGAGAAUGUACCAGAACACUUACAGCAUGAGCUCUUUAAUAUCCUACGAGCCGUAUGUGGACGAAUGUACCGAUCUGUUUAGCGACCGAUUGCGCGAGUUAUCUCAGGCGGGCCAAUCUGUCGACAUGGGAAGGUGGUUUCAGAACUACGCAUUUGACGUGAUUGGUCUGAUAACAUAUUCUCGACGGUUAGGCUUCUUGGACCAAGGAGAAGAUAUCGGGGGUGUGAUAUCUGCCCUUGAGAACCACCUGACUUACGCCACGUUGGUGGGCAUAUUCCCGUGGCUCCAUCCCAUAUGUCACUUCGUGCAGAACCGACUACUUGGCGGUGAGAGAGGCAAAGGUCGGGAGUACGUUUUGAAGUUUACCCUCGAGCAGAUGGCUGCGUUCAAGGCGGCUCCGAAGUCCAUGCCAAGCAACGUCGAAAUCGAGCAGUCAGAAACAGUGGUAGAAUCUUUUCUAUCCAAAUUCCAGUCUAAGCAUUCAUCGGAGCCAGGUUCAUUCACGCAGUACCACAUACAGGUGGGUUGUGCCGCCAACAUGGUAGCGGGUUCAGAUACGACAGCCAUCAGUCUGACUGCCAUUCUGUACUACCUACUCAGCCAUCCAGCCAGCUUGGAAAAGUUGCGAAAGGAAGUCGAUUCUUCCUUUCAAGACGGGAAGCUGUCUACGAAACCCACGUUCAAGGAAAGCCAAAGCAUGCCUUAUCUCCAAGCAGUCAUUAAGGAGGCUUUGCGAAUGCAUCCAGCGACAGGGCUACCACUCGAGAGAGUUGUGCCACCAGGUGGUGCAACGAUAGCUGGACGUUUCUUUCCCGAAGGAACCGUGGUAGGAAUCAACAGCUGGGUAGAGCACAGGAACACGCACAUUUUUGGGCCAGACGCAGGAACUUUUCGACCUGAAAGGUGGCUCGAUGCGGACUCUGACCAACUUUCGCUGAUGAAUCGCCAUUGGAUGCCAUUCGGGCUUGGCUCCAGAACAUGCAUUGGCCGGCACAUAUCAAUGCUGGAAAUCACAAAACUGGUUCCACGGAUUCUGCGCGAUUUCGAUUUCGCAAUCGUGGAGCCCAUAGACAGCAGUAAGGGCAUAUUUAAUACUCACAAUAUGUGGUUUGUGAAGCCAUCCGAUUUCCAGGUUCGACUUGGUCUACGUGCCCAAAGCAGUCAGUAG
Molecule: messenger RNA, 1401 nt
Organism: Neoarthrinium moseri
Lineage: Eukaryota; Fungi; Ascomycota; Sordariomycetes; Amphisphaeriales; Apiosporaceae
Exons: 5
Coding region: 1-1401 (466 amino acids)
Molecular function (GO): heme binding; oxidoreductase activity, acting on paired donors, with incorporation or reduction of molecular oxygen; iron ion binding
Source: RefSeq, a predicted model, not a curated record